Messenger RNA from Thyridium curvatum, 2115 nucleotides. RefSeq lists its product as uncharacterized. Bases 1 to 2115 code for a protein of 704 amino acids. NCBI's taxonomy places the organism in Eukaryota, Fungi, Ascomycota, Sordariomycetes, Thyridiales, Thyridiaceae. The record is from RefSeq and is a predicted model, not a curated record. The transcript has a single exon.
AUGAGCGACCAGAGCGCAAGUAAUAGGAUAAAUGGCGGCUUCGUGUCGAGCCAUGGCAGGACGAAAUCAGACGAGACCGGCACCGAGGGCACAGUAGAGACGAGCAUCUCUUCGACGCAGCAGCAGGAGGAUAGGAACCGGAUCGGCAGCCAGCUCUCGCAGGACCUCCCUCGCAAGUACGACGAGAGACAUGUCGCAAGCCCGGCUGUCUCAGAUGCGCUGUCCCGCACCAACUCCGAAUUCUCGGCCAGAUCUGCGUCACCCCAAGUAUCGCCGAGGGGUCGCGAACCUGCACGAAGGCUCGAGCCUCCGGUCACCAAGGCCACCCUCAGCGAAUUGGACGUCACCAAGAUCAUCCACAACCCCAAGCUGCGGCACGAUAUCAAUUUUGACCCGGAGCUGCACUUCCGGCCGAACCUGGACGGAGAGAAGGGCCGGAGGAAACAGGAGAAGGCGAAUCAGUUUUGGAACGCGCUGCAGGAGCAGCUCAUCCAGUUCGUGGUGGACAGGGAAGGAUUCGUCAGGGACCACGGCACCGAAGAGAACUGGUGCCUGCCCCUGCUGCUCAAGGCCGUCAAGGAGAUCAUCCAGACGCUAGUGCCGGCGCGGGACAGGGAGUUCCUGAACGAGGGGCUGAACGUGGACCUGCUGAUGCAGCAGUUCAACCGCGGAAUCGCCGACCUGGAGAAGCUGGCGCAGUGGCUCGCGUCGGUGCUCAAGCUGCACUGCGCGCCUAUGAGGGACGAGUGGGUGGACGAGAUGUACAACAAGCUGAGCCGGGGGAACCGCGACAACGACAUGGGCGAGCUCGUCAAGGGCAUGUGCAGCCUGCUCGGCGUCCUCGAGGCCAUGAAGCUCGACGUGGCCAACCACCAGAUCCGGUGCCUGCGCCCGCACCUCAUCGAGGACACGGUCCUGUUCGAGCAGCGCUUCUUCUGCAAGAAGAUCCAGAGCGGGCGGCUCGACAUCCGCCCGGCCAAGCAGUGGUACAGCCUGGCGCUGUCGUCGUCGUCGUCGGCGGCGGCGGCGCCGACGCGCGACCCGGCCUUUGGCGAUGCCGCGCCCUUCUUCCGGGCGCUGGCCGCCCUCGUUAUGCCCUCGGCCGAGAGCACCGCCGUGCCCAGCACCUUCCUCUUCGACGAGGAGCGCCUGCUCAAGCUGCGGUCCGACAUGUGCGACGCCAUCAACCUCGAGGUCUGCAUGCGCGUCUUCGAGCAGGCAGAGAGCCUCCUGCGGGCGACGGCCUCGCUCUCCAUCCCCUCGUACAUCGACGAGGAGCGCCACUCGCUCCGCUCCAGCACCACCUCGUCCUCGUCGGACGAGUUCAACUUCAACGCGCCCAUCUCGCGGCCCUCGAGCCUCGCCCUCAGCUCCACAUCCCCCUGCUCCUCCCCGCGCACCUCGGCCUGCUUCCUCUCCACGGCCCACCACCACUACAGCCCGCACCACCACCAGCACGACGAGUCCGCCGGCAAGGCCCGCUCCUCGCGGACCGUCUACGCCUCGCUCCUCGCCCUCCUGCACACGGCGCCGCCGGCCUCGUCCAAGCAGCGCUGGCAGGCCCUCUCGCCCGCCAUCUCGCUCGAGAUCUUCCGCCACCUCGGCGCCCCGGCCUCCUUCCUGCGCAACAUCGAGGAGGCCCUCGACAAGAACCUGUGCCACAACAACAGCAGCGGCAGCUCGAGGACGGCAGACGCCGACAGCGCCCCCUUGCUGCGCGACGUCGAGCGCCACUUCCACGCGCGCCUCGUCGCCGAGGCGGGCCGCCGCGUGCGCGACCUGCGCGACCUGUCGGGCGUGGACCUCUUCACCGUCGCCACGGGCGGCCGCGUCGCUGCCGCCGCCGCCGCCGCCACCGCCAGCAGCUCUUCAUCCUCGUCGUCGUCGUCGUCGUCGUCGCGCGCCCCCUCGUGGAACGUGUCGCCCGCGGCGGCGGCGGCGGCCCGGGAGCGCGAGCUCAGCAGCGAAGGGCGCGACGCGCGCGAGGACGGCGGCGUCGAGGACAUGGCCAUGCGGCUGGCGCACCUGGGCCUGCUGCACUGGCGGGUCUGGGGCGAGCUCGUCUACAUCCCGACCGAGGAGGCGCGGGCGGCAGCUGGCGCCGCGCAGCAGUAA